AUGGCACCUGAUCAUCGCCUAUUACAGCACAAGCCACAACUAAAGGAUGUUAUUGUCGACGCCAUUACUUCAGAAGUCUACCACGUCAAGAAACGCCCGUCCGAGGCGGGGCGGAACGUUCUCGUUCAUACCAAAUUGAACAAGGACGUAGUCGGGGAAGGUUGGAAUGUCCGAACGGGCGUUCAGGAAUACGGUGGAUCAGCGGCGGUCAUUCACGCUGGUGUCAUUUACUUUUCACAUUUACCGGAUGGGCGCAUCUAUCGAAUUUCGGAUGGUAAUCAGCCAGAACCAGUAACGCCAGAGUCCCUUAUCGAUACGCCAAUUUCGAGCCUCACCCCAUACACACCCAUCUCCUCCGUUCUGGAAGAUCAUACAGACGACACCCCUGCUGGCAUCGUAACCUCGUUAUGUAUUAUCAAUACCAAGGAGAAAUCCAUCCAUCCUCUGAUUUCCGGCGCCGAUUUUUACGCGUUGCCAAAGUUCUCUCCGGAUGGUACCCGUCUUGCAUGGAAUCAAUGGUAUCACCCGGAUAUGCCAUGGGAGGGUGGCCAGAUUCUCGUUGGCGACGUAUCCCUCAACGCAGACGGCAUCCUCGCGAUCAUAAACGAAACCCACGUCGCAGGGGUCAAGGAGAAAAUCAGGCGCUACGUCAAUCCGUGGAAGUAUACUGCAGGAGAAGCCGCAGCCCUAUUUCCCGAACCCGUACCAGAAGAUUUCGGUCGACCUCUUUGGUCACUGAAUUGGUCUCCAUACGCUGUGAUAGAUGCUGAAGGCACCAAGGCCAUUUUUGUUGCUAUCAGGGACGGGCGCGAGAUCUUGUACUUCGUCGAUUUAUUGGGGGGUUCUCAGCCUCUUUUGCUUGAGAGCCCGUUCAUCGUGGUCAACGUUAUUCGUACAGUGUCUUUGGAGAAGGGGGAGUUCGUUUUCAAUGGCCAUGCGUUAGACGACGAGGAGUCCAUCUCCCGCGGACCGGUGUCUCCAUCGAAGGAGCUGAGACUCGAUUUCCUACUGAAGGCCUCUAAAACGGUUACGUUCCCUGCUGGUAUUAUAUCUAUACCUCGUCCGUUGACGCUCAAGAUUCCCCCGAAAGACGAACCGCUCCAUGUUGUGUAUUAUCCUCCCCAGAAACCCGAAUACUCCGGGAGCAGCAUGGAGGGGGAAUUACCCCCUUGUGUCCUCAAUGCUCAUGGUGGUCCCACAGGCCUCUCGAAUCACGCCCUAGAGUGGAAGAAACAGCAUUUCACUUCGCGUGGUUGGGGAUGGUUGGACGUAAACUACGGCGGAUCCUAUUCAGCUUGUCGAGUACAAGCUUGCCCCCUUUGUUCCGCUUUCGCUUUCGUUCGCUUUUUCGUUUAUCGAAAACAUUUGGUUUGA
Laccaria bicolor S238N-H82 is the source of this 1374-nucleotide messenger RNA. RefSeq lists its product as uncharacterized. The coding region runs from base 1 to 1374 and encodes 457 amino acids. The record is from RefSeq and is a predicted model, not a curated record. The transcript has 5 exons. Lineage: Eukaryota; Fungi; Basidiomycota; Agaricomycetes; Agaricales; Hydnangiaceae.